This is a messenger RNA of Brassicogethes aeneus, 1558 nucleotides long. Lineage: Eukaryota; Metazoa; Arthropoda; Insecta; Coleoptera; Nitidulidae. The record is from the annotation of a GenBank genome assembly.
GCCGGCAACGUUGCAAAUGUUUUAUCCGAUACGUCAACGUCUUGCGCUGACGUUUAUGCGCCUGUGAUUUUUACAUAAACAGUGAAGCUUUGUUGUGAUGUCACAGAAUAUUUUUAAUCUUAAAAUUAAAGGGUUUUAUAAGAAUAAUUUGGUGAAUUUCAAGUGCCUGGAUUAAAUAUAUUAAAUGGACUAAAUAAGGUGCAGAUAUAAUGUAUGGUGCGUUAAUAUUUUAAAUCAAAACAACAAUUCAGCGUAAAAUGUCAAUAGAGUUUCUAAUUUAGGAGAGUGGUAUUAAAACUUAAUUAUUAGUAUGAGUGAACCAGAUGAAGAUGUUGAAUUGGACCCGAGGAUACAAAUAGAGCUGGAGAAAUUGAAUUCGACUACAGAUGAAAUUAACAAGUUAGAAAUUGAGUGUGAUGAGGCAAAUACAACAUUCCGAAUGUUACUUAACGAGUCUACAAGGAGGCUAAAAUUGUUGUCUAAAAAACUAGGCAGCUGUAUCGAAAAAUCUCGUCCGUACUACGAAAUGUUGGAGGUCUAUAAAAAAUCGCAAAGGGAGUGCCAGGAAGCGGCUGUUCUCUACCAACGAGCACAUGGAGUUCAUGCAGCAGCAAAAGAAACAGUUGCUUUGGCAGAGCAAAGAUUUUUGAUACAUCAGCAUGAAUGGCAGUUUGAUAAUGCUUGGCAAGAAAUGCUUAAUCAUGCUACAAUGAAGGUAAUGGAGGCAGAAAAUCAGAAAGCUGAAAGUGGAAGAGACCAUCAAAAAAGAGCCCAGGCUUUCAAAGAAGUCGAUGAAAAAUUAAAAACCCUUGAAGAAAAGCUUCAAAAAUCUAUUAUAAAAUCGCGACCUUAUUUUGAUGAAAAAAUACUUUGCCAGGAGCAAUUAAACACUCAAAAAGAACGCAUAGAAGCCAUUAAAAAAGAGAUCACCAAAACUAAGAAUUAUUACUCGGAUACUCUGAAGAGUUUGGAGCAAAUCUCGAAUGAAAUUCACAUGAAGCGACAAAGAAAACAAUCGAAAUGCGAGGCAGAAUUACUUAAAGGCCCCCGCGAACCUGGAGUGGGAGCAGAAUUGGAACCGAUCUUCGCUGAAUUGCCGACUAAAAACCAAUUCGUUUCCUUACCUGAUAUUACAAUGGAAUUGGAUAAAUGCGAGCUGCAAAGUCUUGGCUCCAUGAGUCAUACCACGAGCUCUGCUGUUAGCUUAAAGGAUGAACAUGAGGUAGACAAUUUGGAAGAGUUGGAUGACUUCGACGUUAAAAUGCAGGGGUUGAGUGUCAGAGCUAAAGGAGAGGGGAAAAGUUUUGAAGGGGUCUGGAGUGAUGAAACCAAACCCGAUUUGUUUAAUAAUCCUUUGGUUUAGACCUAAAGGAUUUAACAUUUUAUUGGUAUUAUUAAAUUUUAAAAGUAUUAUUGUUAUUAGAGAGUAGAAUUUCAUUGAUUCACUGCUAUUUUGUGUAUCUCACUCACUAUUAUAAUAGAUAUUCUAUUUAACAGUUUGUUAUUUAUUUUCUUAUUUUAUGAAAUCAAACACUUAAAUAAAGUUUUAUUUAACGUU